Messenger RNA from Sitodiplosis mosellana (orange wheat blossom midge), 3139 nucleotides. It is a transcript of the gene Pgi, whose product is annotated as glucose-6-phosphate isomerase. Gene Ontology annotation, biological process: glucose 6-phosphate metabolic process; gluconeogenesis; glycolytic process. The transcript is spliced from 6 exons. NCBI's taxonomy places the organism in Eukaryota, Metazoa, Arthropoda, Insecta, Diptera, Cecidomyiidae. Gene Ontology annotation, molecular function: carbohydrate derivative binding; glucose-6-phosphate isomerase activity; monosaccharide binding. Gene Ontology annotation, cellular component: cytosol. The record is from RefSeq and is a predicted model, not a curated record. The coding region runs from base 962 to 2632 and encodes 556 amino acids.
AACUGUAAAUCUUUCGAAGCCAACUGUUACGAUCGACCACAAAAUAUCAUCAAAGGGGAGAAAGUCAACAACUUAACGGUUCACCAUUCGAUUCGUCCGAAAAUAAAACCGCGAUUGGUAUAUGGGUUGUUUCUGGAAAUUAAUUUGAUUGUUUGAACUGUAGCCGCAAAAGUUCAAUUAUUCAAUGAUAAGGCAUUUAAUGUAGAUUAAAUGAAUUGGCAACGAAUGACGUUGGUCGAUCUUAUGACUUGUAUAUAAUUAUGUAAGAUUGUCAAUGUGAACAAUAAGGCUGGUUGUUUCUCAAUUGCAAGAUCAAUCGCAUAAAUCGCAUUUUGAACUUGAAAACUGACAUCGAUUCGGUGCAUUUGAAUCGUGCUGGAAAGUGAGAACAUAAAAAAAAUCGUGAUUCUACGCAAAAACUGAAUGCUUGUCAUUGAUCAAGGCGUUAGAUGCUGCAAAACUCAUAUGUUAAAUGCGAUUGUGUUUUUUUUUUCUUGUUUGUUGAUUUGCAUAUGACAAUGCAAACGAAGAGCGAAAAAAAAACUGGCCGCAAAAUCAGUUCCAUUCGAAAACCAAAACACAAGUACGUAAUGCUGUGUGAAUCGUUGUAAAAGUGCGUACGUGUGCGCUAUGUGCACGCUAUCACUGAACCGCUCUGUCGCAAACCCAUUCAAACGGACGCAUACAACGAUGAAACGGAGCGCGCACGACACGGUCACACGCAUACAUACAUACAUACACAUAGCGAGAGUAACCGAGUGUGUUUGAUUACGUAUUGAUAUGUUUUUCAUUUGACAUUGAAAGGCCGCAAAAUUUCUAUACUCUACGGUUUGGCAGGCUAAAACGACGUUGCCAGAAUAAAAUUGAGUGUCAUAAGUGGCAAACGCGCGCCCAUCGAGUAUUUUUCGAAAUUCAUUUCCAGGCAUCAAGCGAAAAGGAUCAAUUUGUUUUGUGGUGAAAAAUGGCAGCACUUCCCCCAUUGACACAAGAGCCAGCAUUCCAAAAAUUGCAACACUGGUUCAAUGCAAACGGCAAAAAUUUGGAUAUUAAAGCUCUUUUUGAGAGUGAUCCAGCUCGUUUUGAGAAAUUCAGCUUGAAACUCAAUACACCAGCCGAUGGUGAAAUUUUGAUCGAUUAUUCAAAGAAUCGCAUCAAUUCCGAAGUGUUGGCCCUUCUGUUUGACUUGGUGAAAGCACGUAAAAUCACAGAGGCUCGCACCGCUGAAUUCUCCGGCCAACACAUUAACAUCACGGAGGAUCGUGCCGUUUUGCACACCGCACUGAGAAAUCGCUCAAGCAAUCCAGUAUUGGUCGAUGGCAAAGAUGUAAUGCCCGACGUUCGUGCCGUGCUCCAGCACAUGAAAGAAUUCACUAACGAGGUUUUGUCUGGCGCCUGGAAAGGUUACACGGGCAAAAAAAUCACCGAUGUUGUUAACAUCGGAAUCGGUGGCUCCGAUUUGGGCCCACUUAUGGUGACUGAAGCAUUGAAACCAUAUUCAAAAGGAUUGACACUGCACUUUGUGUCAAACAUUGACGGUACCCAUAUGGCGGAAACAUUGAAAAAAGUUAGCCCAGAAACGACACUCUUCAUCAUCGCAUCAAAAACAUACACCACUCAGGAAACCAUCACAAAUGCCACCUCAGCCAAAACUUGGCUCUUGGAACAUGCCAAAGAUCCAAGCGCUGUUGCCAAGCACUUUGUUGCUUUGUCGACGAACAAAGAAAAGGUCGAAGCUUUUGGAAUCGACUCAAAGAACAUGUUCGGUUUCUGGGAUUGGGUCGGUGGACGCUAUUCAUUGUGGUCAGCUAUCGGUCUUUCGAUCUCAUUAGCUAUCGGUUUUGAAAACUUUGAAAAGCUCUUGGACGGCGCCUACUAUAUGGAUCAACACUUUAUCAACACACCACUCGAACAAAAUGCACCAGUCAUUUUGGCAUUGCUUGGCAUUUGGUACUCAAAUUUCUAUGGUGCCGAAACACACGCUCUCCUCCCAUACGAUCAAUAUUUGCAUCGCUUUGCCGCCUACUUCCAACAAGGUGACAUGGAGAGCAACGGUAAGGGUGUCACUAAAUCUGGCCAACGUGUCGAUUUCAACACCGGACCAAUUGUUUGGGGCGAACCAGGCACAAACGGACAACACGCUUUCUAUCAAUUGAUUCAUCAAGGAACUCGUUUGAUUCCAUGCGAUUUCAUUGCGCCAGCCGUUACACAAAACCCCAUUGCCGGUGGCAUUCAUCACAAGAUUUUGUUGGCCAAUUUCUUGGCACAAACCGAAGCUCUGAUGGCCGGUAAAACGGAAGCACAAGCCAAAGCCGAAUUGGAAAAGUCUGGUUUGAGCGGUGAAAAACUGGCCGCAUUGUUGCCACACAAAGUAUUCACUGGAAAUCGGCCAACCAAUUCCAUUGUCGUCAAGAAAUUGACACCAUUCGUGUUGGGCUCAUUGAUUGCAAUGUACGAGCACAAGAUCUUCGUCCAAGGUAUUGUCUGGGACAUUAACUCAUUCGAUCAAUGGGGCGUUGAAUUGGGCAAACAAUUGGCCAAAGCCAUCGAACCCGAAUUAGCCACGGCCGAUAAGGUUACAUCACACGAUUCCUCAACAAAUGGUUUGAUCAACUUUAUCAAAUCGAAUUGGUAAACGGCAAUGGUCAAUACCAAAAAAAAAACAAGCAAAUGAAGAGGAAGGACAGAGAAAAAGUCAGGCAGCCACAAAAAUAUUUUACACACAGGAUCCCACACACAAACAUGGCUAGAAAAGUUUGCUCAUCAGAAUUGUUUGCGAAGAAGAAAAAAAAAUUAAUCAGAUAUAUUGUAUUGUUAGCGUUGAAUUGUUGUAUCGAUAGGAUAUAUUUUGACAAUGAAAUUGCUUCACAUCAUCUACUCAGUCACUAUAUUCAAUCCAUUUUUUUGGAGAGAAACUUUUAUGAAGAAAAAAAAACAAUAUAUCUUCAUAAUAAUGUUGUUGAAAUCAAGAAUGGUAAAUUAAUUUUGCUUGUGAUUCAAUUCAGUCAAGUAGUGGAAACUGCACUGUAUGUUUAUUUCCAAAGUUGUAUGUUGUCUUUGUAUUUGACGAAAGGAUAAAUAAAACUUAUCUCUAAACAUGUAGCAAAUGAAUGAAAAAAAAAAAACAAAUUGAAAAACACCA